ACGUGCUAAACAAUUAAGUUCAACGGAUGGUGACGUGAUUUUUAAGUUAUAAGUGACGUAUUAAGUUAUAAUGAUCAUCAUUUAUAUAGAUAUCUUACUUCUUAUCAUCUUGCUAGCUCUUAUCCUGUUCACGUGUGGUUACUCGGUGUACAGAGUUCAUAGGCUACAACAGAACGGACAGGUGGCAAUUUUACUGAAACCAACAAGGGUAUUAUUUUCGCACAAGAAAGAAGGAGAGUCUACAGAAGAAUUACGAACUGUGGUGGCGUACCAAAAUCCUUUUACCGGGGACUAUUGUGUCCACAAGAGUCGUGCCGGACCAAAAGGCUACAUGAAUGCAACACCCGUACCAGAUUCACCGGACAGCGGAGUAUCGGAUGAAUAUGAACCAAUUAAUCUUGGUCCACAAAUCGAACAAGACAUGGUUGAGGAAAUCGGACAAGGUCUGAAGUUUCAGGAACCUCAGAAACCAAUGAAUCAAAGCGGAGACAACAGCGUCAACAAAACAUGGAACUGGAACUACACGGAGUAUCAAAUAUAAAAUAUAUAAAUGUAAAAAUAAAUAUUUAUCUCACCCUGGGUUUCCACUGUUGAAAGUCAUGUACAAAAACAUAUUAUCAUCACUUUCAUUCGUCUUGGAGCA
Papilio machaon (common yellow swallowtail) is the source of this 643-nucleotide messenger RNA. RefSeq lists its product as uncharacterized. The transcript is spliced from 5 exons. Bases 71 to 541 code for a protein of 156 amino acids. The record is from RefSeq and is a predicted model, not a curated record. Lineage: Eukaryota; Metazoa; Arthropoda; Insecta; Lepidoptera; Papilionidae.